Dictyostelium discoideum AX4 is the source of this 1953-nucleotide messenger RNA. RefSeq lists its product as hypothetical. NCBI's taxonomy places the organism in Eukaryota, Evosea, Eumycetozoa, Dictyosteliales, Dictyosteliaceae. The transcript is spliced from 2 exons. The record is from RefSeq and is a predicted model, not a curated record. Bases 1 to 1953 code for a protein of 650 amino acids.
AUGAUAUUUCAAAUUUAUUUAGAGAUUUCAUUCCAAACAGUUGAAGAUGAAAAUAUAUUCAAUGCUUUGAACCUUUGCAAUUUAAAAAAAUUAAAAAUCAACUCAACUUCAUUUCAAAACUCUAGUAUAUUUCAAUCACUUAAUUCCCUCACAAUUGUUCAUCCAAUAAAUGAAAAUAUCUUAAAACAAAAUUUUCUAAUUCAAUUUCAAAAUUUAAAGAAAAUAAAAUUUCACCCUUCAUUUAACCAAAUUUUAAAACAACAAUCAAAAAACAACAAUAACAAUAAUAAUAAUAACAAUAAUCCAAAUAAUAAUAAUAAUAAUAAUAAUAAUAAUAAUAAUAAUAAUAAUAAAAAUAAUAAUAAUAAUAAUAAAAAUAAUAGUUAUUAUAUUGAAAUACCAAAUUCAAUAACUAGUAUUCAAUUUUAUGAAUUUUCAAUAUCAUUAGAAUCAUUAAUAGGAUUACCACCAAAUUUAACAAAGUUAAUAAUUAAAAAAACAAAAGAUUAUUUAGAUAGCCAAUACUUUUAUGAAAGUAAAAUUAAAACUCUAGAACUAGGUGGUGAAUUUAAUAGUGAAAUAAAGAAAUUCUAUUUACCAAAAGAUUUGGUAAAUUUAAAAUUGAGUGAUUCAUUUAAUCAACCCAUUUCAAAUGAUUCAUUACCAAGUUCAUUAAAAACUUUAGAGAUUGGUGAUUUAUUUAAUCAAAAAAUUAAAAAAUUACCAAAUGGAUUGGAAUCAUUAAUAUUGGGAAAUUCAUUUAAUCAAACAUUUCAAAUUGGAUCAUUACCAGAGAGUUUAAAAGAAUUGGUACUUAGUCCAUUUUAUAAUAAACCAAUUAAAACUGAACUUUUUAACAAUUUGAAAUCAUUAAUUAAAUUAACAUUUAGUUCACCAACUCAUACAAAAGGUUCAAUUCUUAGUAGUGGUGGUGGUGGCGGUAGUGGUGGUAGUGGUGGUGGUAGUGGUACAUUUAAUUAUCCUCCAAAUUUAGAAGAACUUUAUUUUUCAAAUACUGAUGACAAUUUAAGUGAAGGUAGUUUAAGAUCAUUCUUCUUUCCAAAUAAAAUUAAUAAUUUACCACCAAUUGAAACUUGUAAUACUUUGAAAAAGAUAUCACUUUGUUUAUUAAGAACUUAUUCACCAAUUCCAAAAUCAGUUAAAGUAUUAGCACUAUAUGAACUAAGUUUUAAAAUGUUUAAUAAAAACCUUGGUUUACCACCGAGUCAAAAGGAGAAAAUUAAAUUCGAUAUACCAAAACAUAUUGAAACUUUAAUCUUUCUAUCAUUAAAUUUUCAAAUUCAUAGUGAUAGUUUAAGAAUUUCAAACCUUUGUUAUCUAGAAUUUGGUAGUUUUUUUAAUUGUCCACUUCCAGAAUCUGAAUAUUCUUAUCCUCCAUCACUAACUUCAAUCAUUUUACCAUGGGAUUAUAGUUGUAAAAUCAAUUAUUUACCAAAGAAUUUAAAAGAAUUUUAUUUCAGUAAAGAUCCAAUACCAUUGAAACAAUCAUUAAGAAUUGAAUAUGCCUCUUCUUCGUCAUCUCAAAUUUCCUAUAGGUAUUCAUUUGAAAAUAUUUUACCCCCAUCAUUACAAGUUUUAUAUUUACCAUGGUUUCAUAAAUUUUCAAUUGAAUCAAAUCAAUUACCACAAUCAAUUACUAAAUUAAGAAUUUCUUCAAAUUUUCAAAAUCAAACAAUUACUUUUAAUAAUUUACCAACAAAUAUUAAAUCAUUAAUUAUUACUGGUAAUCCAACAAUUAUUAAUUUACCAUCAACUUUAAAUUCUUUAAUAAUUUAUAAUUCAAAUUCAAAUUUUAUAAAUCAAUUAUUUAAUCAAUCAUUUCAAAAUGAAAAUGAAAAUGAAAAUGAAAAUAAUUUAACAACAAUUGGUAAUAGUCUUUUAUUAAAUAAUAUUUUAGAAAUUCAUUCAGAUGAAACUAUAAUUUUAAAAUAA